CCAACAGCCCCAAAAAUAAUGUAAUCGCAGUUUCCAAAGCUCCUCUUCCGCUUCUCUCUUUCUUUCUCCAGUAGAUCCCUAACCAAGAUUCGAUCUUUCCCCACUCCAGAGCCGUAGAUCUCCGCUUCCUUUUGCACGCCCCUCGAUCUCGACUCCCCUUUCACAAAAUGCGGCUUUCACUCUAACAAAGAUCCGAUGGCAAUGCGAGGGGUCGAUUUCAAGUGGUACGAUGGAUUCUUCUUGUCGAUGCUCGCCACAAGCGUGAUAAUUGUGUCGAUCAAGUGGAAUCGUUACCAUCUUUGUGUUCAUCCACUGCAUAUAUGGAUUGUGGUGGAUUAUUCUUCGGUUUUCAUGUUUCGGCUGCUGAUGUUUGUAGAUAAUGGGCUCGCUGCUGGAAUGGGUUUAGACCUCGGAUGGCAGCAACGAUAUGCUCGGUUUGUUGGAAGAAUUGUUGUCCUUUCGAUUCUCGUUCUUCUUCUCUAUCCAUUUCUCUGCUUCUGGACAGUAAUUGGCACACUAUGGUUUUGUAGCUCAAAAAGCUGUUUGCCUGAGGAUGGUCAAAAAUGGGGUUUCCUUAUAUGGCUUAGUUUCAGCUAUUGCGGUCUUGUUUGCAUCGCUUGCAUGGCCACCUCGAAGUGGCUAGUGCGAAGGAGAGCUCAUUUACAGCGUGCUCAACAAGGAAUUCCGGUUUCAGAAUAUGGGGUUUUGGUUGACAUGAUUCGUGUGCCUGAUUGGGCGUUUGAAGCUGCUGGUCAGGAAAUGAGGGGAAUGGGCCAAGAUACUGCCUACCAUCCGGGACUUUACCUGACACCGACCCAGAGGGAUGCAGUUGAGGCUCUUAUUCAAGAACUUCCAAAGUUUAGGCUUAAGGCUGUCCCAACUGAUUGUAGCGAAUGCCCUAUCUGCCUCGAAGAGUUCUGUGUUGGGAAUGAGGUACGGGGGCUUCCCUGUGCACAUAACUUCCACGUGGACUGCAUCGACCAGUGGCUUCGUCUCAAUGUAAAAUGUCCACGCUGCCGCUGCUCAGUCUUCCCCAACCUCGACCUCAGCGCCCUCUCCAAUAUCCGCACAUCCGACACAGACUCUAACGGCGCCACCACCAACCAAGCAACGAUGACCACCACCACCAUAACUGCAGCCGCCGCCAAUCGGUAUGUGCGGUCACAGCAUCCGGCGGCUGGCCAGAGCUACCUCCUCCGCCUUCAAGGGCUGCUCAGACCGGUGGUUCGCUCUGAGCAUCACGAGGAGAAUGGAUUUCAUACGGUGGUGGUUGUAUCGGAGGAGAGUUCGAUGACACCUGCAGCUGAUCGUGUUGCGCAUUGAUCGGAUACAUAUUUUGUCUGUCUUAACCCAAGACCUUUUUUUGAAAUGCUAAUGUACUAUAUUUUUGGUACUAUUGUUAUACUCAAAUGCAAUGACAGAGAUGCGAGAUCCUCUUUCAUCUUGUCAUUUUACCUGCAGUAUGAAAGUAGUAUCAAGGAUAUAAUACAUUUAAUACUACCUUUUUGUCGGCCAUUGAUGCUCACAUAAGGGGGAAAAGAUUUCUACAUAAGGGAAUUUUUUUUUUCUUUUUUUUAUACCUCCAAAUGUAAAUGUUGAAAGACAAUUUAUGUUGCUUGGUUAUCAGUAUCCAACUGCAUUGAGUUUU
This is a messenger RNA of Asparagus officinalis (garden asparagus), 1648 nucleotides long. RefSeq names its product E3 ubiquitin-protein ligase SIS3. The coding region runs from base 196 to 1323 and encodes 375 amino acids. Gene Ontology annotation, molecular function: ubiquitin-protein transferase activity. The transcript has 10 exons. NCBI's taxonomy places the organism in Eukaryota, Viridiplantae, Streptophyta, Magnoliopsida, Asparagales, Asparagaceae. The record is from RefSeq and is a predicted model, not a curated record. Gene Ontology annotation, biological process: sugar mediated signaling pathway.